Chenopodium quinoa (quinoa) is the source of this 1138-nucleotide messenger RNA. Its product is annotated as general transcription factor IIE subunit 2-like. NCBI's taxonomy places the organism in Eukaryota, Viridiplantae, Streptophyta, Magnoliopsida, Caryophyllales, Amaranthaceae. The transcript has 4 exons. Gene Ontology annotation, biological process: transcription initiation at RNA polymerase II promoter. Gene Ontology annotation, cellular component: transcription factor TFIIE complex. Bases 18 to 1013 code for a protein of 331 amino acids. The record is from RefSeq and is a predicted model, not a curated record.
UGCCAUUGUUGUGAUAGAUGUCACUCCAAGAAAAUUUAGCAAGGUUUCGGAAACAGCAAGAGAAGUGUCAGUCAACUCUUUCGAGUAUUGCUUCUGAAAAACAAGCUUCAACCAAGUCCUCCAAUCCACCAAAGCAUAACUCUAAUGUACAGAAAUCAACUUUGCCAACUGCCUCACCAUCUAUAAAUGCAAGGCCUCCUGUCAAAUUUUCAAAUGAUACCGAGAGGCUUCAGAUCAUUAAUAGCAUAAGGAAGGCUCCUGCUGGAGCUCAAAUAAAGCGUGUCAUUGAUCUGCUUCUAGAGCGGAGGGAAGCCUUAACUCCUGAGCAAAUCAAUCAAGUAUGCCAUGUUGAUGUUUAUGCAAACAAAACUGUGUUUGAAAGUUUGAAGAACAACCCAAAAGUGAGCUAUGAUGGGCAGUGUUUCUCUUACAAGUCAAAGCAUGAAGUUAAGAACAAGGACCAAUUGCUUGUCUUAAUACGGAGAUAUCCGGAAGGCAUGCCAAUCAUUGACUUAAAGGAUUCUUAUAUAAAUGUGAUGGAGGACUUGCAGGCCUUGAAGGCCGAUCGAAAAGUUUGGCUGCUCUCAAACUUUGAUUCACAGGAAGAUAUAGUAUAUCCAGAUGAUCCCCGAGUUUCUUUUAAGGUAGAUGAUGAUCUGAAACAAUUCUUCCGGAGCAUUGAAUUGCCUCGCGAUUUUCUUGAUGUUGAGAAAGAACUUCAGAAAACUGGAAUCAAGCCUCUUACGAACACUGCCCAGAGAAGGGCUGCAGCACAGAUUCAAGGCGUUUCCUCCAAAAAUAAACCUAAGAAGAAGAAGCACGAAAUUAGCAAGAGGACCAAGCUCACUAACGCUCAUCUUCCAGAGUUGUUUCAGAACCUUGAUAAGGUUGCCAAUUGCCUUGCCGAUAUUGCCGCAUAUUUACUCUUCUUUCUUUGUCUGGAUACUCCAUCCUCUUUCUUGUGGAAGACAUGCAUUUACAUAGGAUGCUUCACUUUUGUGGAUAAGAUGUAAUUAUCGAAUAUUGUACUCUGUAUCUCAAGAUUAUUGAGUAUUGAUCCUAUUUCUUUAUUGUGUAACUCACGGGGUUAUAUACUCCAAUGUCAUCUGUUCAUGCUUUGCUUGAACAUUUAAUUCUA